This is a messenger RNA of Trichechus manatus latirostris (Florida manatee), 1617 nucleotides long. Its product is annotated as putative serine protease K12H4.7. NCBI's taxonomy places the organism in Eukaryota, Metazoa, Chordata, Mammalia, Sirenia, Trichechidae. The record is from RefSeq and is a predicted model, not a curated record. Bases 1 to 1617 code for a protein of 538 amino acids. The transcript is spliced from 9 exons. Gene Ontology annotation, molecular function: dipeptidyl-peptidase activity; serine-type exopeptidase activity. Gene Ontology annotation, biological process: proteolysis.
AUGGUGACACUUAAGUUUCUAGGUGGAGAUAACGUCAUGCAGCCCCAGGGGCUGAGAUCCAGUACUGAUGCCUGUCAGUCUGGCACCAGGGUGGGGACAAUUUCAGUAGAAAUAGCCCAAACUGUGGAAACUGCUUCCCACAAGACAACCAUGGCCCGAUCUCUUGAGUGGUUGCAGCUGUCCCUGCUGCUGCUGCUCUUCUGUUCCUGUGCUCAGAGUUUCCUCCAGAGACAAACUCGGGGUAAUGUAACGAGGAAAGAGAAUGGUGCUACUCCUGACUGGUUUUUGCAAAAGCUCGACCAUUUUAGCAAAAAGAAGUUGACAUCGUGGACACAGACGUUUUAUGUCAAUAAGGACUUCUACAAACCUGGUGGCCCAGUAUUUCUAAUGAUCGAAGGGCGGAGGCCUGCCAGUAUGCAAUGGAUAAAUAAAAAUUAUACCUGGAUUACAUAUGCUAAAAGACUGGGCGCCCUCUGCUUUCUUCUGGAACAUAGAUUUUAUGGAAGCAGCCUGCCAACAGCAGAUCUGAGGACUCCGAACCUCCGCCGCUACCUCAGCAGCAGGCAAGCCGUGGCUGACAUUGCUGAAUUCCGAACUAAGGUUGCACAGGAAAUGAGGCUCACUGGAAAUAAGUGGGUUUUAUUUGGCGGCGGUUAUGGCGGCUCCCUGGCAGUGUGGUCUAAAAUAAAACACCCUAACCUGUUCGCUGCAGUAGUGAGCAGCAGUGCACCGGUCCAAGCAAAAGCUGAUUUUUAUGAGUACUUUGAUGAAACUUACAAGGCUCUAGCCGCUCAUAACAGGGAAUGCCUAAAAGCAGUGAAAGAGGCUUAUGGUCUCGUUGGGGCGAUGCUGUUACUUCCAGAUUACCACAGGAAGCUUAAAUUCGAUUACAAGUUAUGUGAGCCUCUUACAAUUAACUCAGAAAUGGACCAGCUUUUUAUACUAGAAAAAAUAAUGAUUCUUCCUGCGGCAGUUGUUCAGUCUAAUACGAGAAGCAAAACUGUUGAGGGACUUACGCGUGAGAUGAGAAUUGAUGAAUUUUGUGAGAAGAUGACUAACACUUCAAUGGGUUCACCAUAUCAUAGAUUUGCAAAUGUUAUCAGCACAAUGCUCAAGAACAAAGAUGGCUUUUGUUUGUCUGCAAAUUACAAUGAAUCUAGGAGUGGGUUCUCUGCUGCUUCUGUGGAAAUGAAUAAUUACUUUAUAGGCAGGCCAUGGUUUUUUCAAUGUUGCACUGAACUUGGCUACUUUUUUACCACAAGUUUAAGGAACCACUCUUUCUCUGGAUUGCCUCUAAGGUAUUAUGUUAAGAAGUGUGCCGAUGUCUUUGGCCCUGAUAUCAAUAUCAAUUCAAUAACUCGGGGUGCUAUGGCCACCAACAGGUACUAUGAUGGCCUCAAAGUGAGGGGAAGCAAAAUCAUCUUUGCCAAUGGUUCCUAUGAUCCUUGGCACCGUCUGGGAAUCACAAAGGAUAUCAGUAAGGAUUUGCGAGCUGUCUUCAUUAGAGGUGAAUCACACUGUGAGGAUAUGUUGGAGCCACAGGAUACUGAUUCAGCUGAGCUAAUUCAAGCACGAGAAAAAAUCUUUCAGAUCCUACAAAAGUGGCUAAGGGAGUAA